Molecule: messenger RNA, 541 nt
Organism: Drosophila willistoni
Lineage: Eukaryota; Metazoa; Arthropoda; Insecta; Diptera; Drosophilidae
Gene: MED9
Product: mediator of RNA polymerase II transcription subunit 9
Exons: 3
Coding region: 65-541 (158 amino acids)
Biological process (GO): regulation of transcription by RNA polymerase II
Cellular component (GO): mediator complex
Molecular function (GO): transcription coregulator activity
Source: RefSeq, a predicted model, not a curated record
GGGUUGCCAGACAUCAGCGGCAAAUACAAUUUGUUUGUGAAAUUGUUGAUUUUGGGGCAUUUAAAUGGAACUAUCACCGGUUAACCAAAGCCUAAUCGAGGACAGGAAACCUAUAUUAACUGCCGACGGAUUGGUUCAGACCUCCAAUUCACCCUUUGAGCCGGCGAUCUCACAGGAGACGCAAACAUCGAACGGUAUUGGUGGUGGAAGCGGCGGUGGCAGUGGAAGCGGUAGCGGCAGUGUCAGCGGACAGUUGACAGUGGAUCAGCUUGAGAUUGAAAUUUUGCCAAUAAUAUACGAUAUAGUCAGGUGUGUGGAAAAGGAUCCUCUGGAGAACGCUGUGAAAUUGCGCGAAUCCCAGGACUGCAAUCACAAGAUCUUCGAGUUGCAAAAACGUUUCGAAUCGGCACGGGAGCAAAUUAGGCAACUGCCCGGCAUCGACUACAACAAAGAGGAGCAACUGCAGCGUCAGGAACUUUUGCGUAGUCAACUGAAACUCAAACAGCAACUGAUACGCAAAUAUAAAGACACUGAAUUCUAG